CGACGACGCCCAGCGACGCCCGGUCACCACCGCAAGUCCCUAGCACCGUCUGCUUGCUCGCCGCUGCCAGUCGUCCCGAUCGCGAGGUACCAGUGCCCAGUGACGACGUCCGCAAGCUCCCAGUCCGCACCUGCUGUCGAUCACCCAUCGCCCGAGGUCCCAGCGUCCGCCUACCACGCGCACGCUACUCCUUAUGCGCCCAGGCAACCCGCAGCGCCCGUCAGCGUGAACGCACACGCGAGCGCUAGUCCGCGACCGCCUAGGAGUCCCGCUAGCGCACGUCCGCGACACGUCAGUCUGCUCCCAGCGCCCGACGUGCCCCACCAGCAAUCCACGCGUCACUGUCAGUUCUUAUCGCUCCAGCAGGGCACUCGUACUGUUGAUGAGCACGAGCGAGAGUUUAUGAGACUUGCAGCUUUCGUUCCGGACCUGGUUCGCACGGAGGCCCAGAGAGCACAGCGGUUCAUCGACGGGCUUUACCCAGCAGUCCGUCAUAACAUUGUAGGCCACGGGACUCAGACCUACGCUCAUGCAGUUUCUAUUGCCCAGGAGGUGGACGCCAACAUUAGGAGGGAGGCCGUCCGUGAUCGUGCCCAGCCAUCCGCCCCAGUUCAGCCAUUCGCAGCUCCACCAGCCCUACCAGCUGCUCAGCUGACAAAGGAGAAGAAGAGGAAGGGGAAGGGCGCACAGACUGACAGGAGGACCCGACAGAGACAGCAGCAGGUUCCACCGUGCCCGACUUGCGGACGACUUCAUCGGGGAGAGUGCCAUAUAGGUCAGGAAAUUUGCUACUACUGCCACGAGCCUGGACAUUUUGCGAGUCGCUGUCCGAAGAGACUUCAGCAGCAGCCCCAGCAGCCUCAGCAGCCACCACAGCAGCAGCAGCCACGUCAGCAGGCGCAGAGGCCGCCCCAGCAGCAGCAGCAGAGGGGCAGAAGGCAGGCCCGAGUAUACGCGGUUGAUCAGGCCGAGGCAGCACAGCAGCCAGGUACUAUGUCAGGGAUGGUUGUGCUUAAUGAUAUUCAUGUUUUCGCUUUGUUCGACACUAGAGCAACGCAUUCAUUCAUUUCACGACGAUGUCUUGAUGCCAUCGGAUUUCAUGCCGUUACCGUUGUCGAUCCUCUCGAGGUGAGUCUAGCCUCGGGACGAAAGAUAGUGACCUCAACUAAAGCCUCAGAUCUUAGCCUUUCCAUCGGUGGCCGAGUGUUGACUACCGACGCGUUUGUUCUCGAGAUGAGGGACUUCGACCUUAUUCUCGGAAUGGAUUGGCUAUCCUUUUAUCAUGCAGACAUCAGAUGUCACGACCGGGAGAUUACUCUCUAUCUUCUGGGAGACGAAUCGAUCACUUUCUUUGGCUCCAGGAAUCGUUCAUUGCCUCAUGUUGUUUCGAUGGCGAAAGCCACUAAGUUGCUGCGACGAGGCAACUGCCAGGGUUAUCUGGUGAGCCUUGUCGACGAUUCUCAGAAAGCACGAUCACCUCACGAUGUUUCGGUCGUUCGUGAGUUUGUGGACAUUUUCCCAGACGAGCUUCCAGGAGGACCGCCUAACCGGCAGGUGGAAUUCUCUAUCGAUCUUAUUCCAGGGGCCGGUCCAGUAUCCAAAGCCCCAUACCGUAUGGCGCCAAAGGAGUUGCAGGAGCUUAAGGCGCAGAUUCAGGAGCUUUUACGACUCGGUUUCAUCCGGCCGAGCGUGUCACCUUGGGGAGCACUCGUUCUCUUUGUCAAGAAGAAGGACGAAACCAUGCAUAUGUGUAUCGACUACCGGGAUCUUAACCGGUUGACGAUCAAGAACAAGUACCCGCUUCCCAAGAUCGACGACUUAUUUGAUCAGCUGAGGGGAGCCUGUGUGUUCUCGAAGAUUGAUUUACGAUCAGGCUACCACCAGCUGAAGAUUAAGGAGUCAGAUAUCGCUAAGACCGCUUUCAGAACUCGUUACGGCCAUUACGAGUUCGUCGUCAUGCCAUUCGGUCUCAGCAAUGCGCCAGCAGUUUUCAUGGACCUCAUGAAUCGUAUUUUCCAUCCCUACCUCGAUCAGUUCGUUAUUGUCUUUAUUGACGAUAUUCUCAUCUACUCGAAGAGCCAUACGGAGCACGAGGAGCAUCUGAGGGUGGUUCUCGAAACCCUUAGACGAGAAAAGUUGUUUGCCAAAUUCUCCAAAUGCGAGUUCUGGCUCCAGCGAGUAUCUUUUUUGGGUCACGUUAUUACUCAGGCACGUAUCGAGGUGGAUCCUUCUAAGGUCUCAGCUGUUCAGAACUGGUCGACACCGAGGAGUCCGUCCGAAGUUCGCAGUUUUCUCAGUUUAGCUGGCUACUAUCGCAGGUUUAUCGAGGGCUUUUCCAAGAUUGCCCUCCCUCUAUCCCAGCUGACGAGGAAGUCUGUGAAGUUCGAGUGGACUGAUCGUUGUGAGGCGAGCUUUCAGGAGCUCAAGAAGAGAUUAACUUCAGCACCGGUGUUGACUAUUCCCGAUCCUUCUCGAAGUUUCACCAUCUUCAGUGAUGCUUCGAGACAGGGCUUGGGAUGCGUCCUUAUGCAGGAUGGCCAGGUCGUCGCGUAUGCUUCACGACAGCUUAAGCCGCACGAACAGAACUAUUCGACGCACGACUUGGAGUUAGCCGCCGUUGUUCAUGCUCUCAAGAUUUGGCGACACUAUCUUUACGGCGGUCAUUGCGAGAUUUUCACAGAUCAUAAGAGCCUGCAGUACAUCUUCACGCAGAAGGAGCUUAAUAUGAGACAGCGCCGUUGGCUCGAGCUCGUCAAGGAUUACGAUUGCUCUAUUCAGUACCAUUCGGGGAAGGCGAACGUCGUUGCGGAUGCCCUACGCCUAAAGGUGAGGGGUGACUUGACGUACGUCAUUACUCAACAGA
This is a messenger RNA of Striga hermonthica, 2863 nucleotides long. NCBI's taxonomy places the organism in Eukaryota, Viridiplantae, Streptophyta, Magnoliopsida, Lamiales, Orobanchaceae. The record is from the annotation of a GenBank genome assembly.